AUGGAAGAAGCCACUGCUUCCCUCCUCUCCAUCAUUCAAGACCUGCUGGCCACCAAGCCGACUGCCGCGCCUGCCGCGCCUGCUGCCUCUGCCGCAUCGGCUUCCAAGCGCCCAGCAGAGUCGGUUUUGGCGGAGGCGAAACGGCCCAGAGCGGAGGAGUGGUCCUGGUUGGAGGACUGCAGCCGUUCUGCCGAGACAGAACGCCUCGCGGCCAUGUCGGCAGCACGGCUGCACGGCCGCCGUGCCGUGCUAACGGCUGCGGCGGUGGUGGAGGUCGCGGUGCCUCCGGAGGCGCCUGUGGAGGCUGUGGAGGUGGUGGACGCGGAGGCAGUGCCGUUGUUCUGGCGGGUGGAUCUACCGGAGGUGUUGAAGGUGCUCUCGCAACGGGGCGUGCUCCCCAGCAACUUUCUACCCGUGGUGAAGCCCCACGUGACGCUGCUCUACCUGGGUGGCGACCUGCCGGAACACCGCGCGGCCAGCCGUUGCGGCAUGACGCUGCAGCAGUUUCGAAGUGCCAAGCAGGCAUUGGAGAAGCUCCAAGGGAAGCAGGUGGCGGUGAAGAUGACCGAGAUCAUCAUCGAGGAAAACGUGGCCUGCGCCCUGGUGGAGCUCCCCAAAGGCGUGCCAUGCGCCAGCAAGAUUCCCCACCUGACACUGGGCACCCGGGAAAACGUGCCGGCGCGGCAUGCCAACGACAUCUUGGAAGACAUCGUGAGCCAAGGGCGAACUGAAGGCAUUACCCGGAUCAAAUUGCCCAAAGCCAAGGAGCUGCGAGGUGUUUUGGACCUCGAGACCUCCGACAGCUACGCAGGCGGUGUGUUGGAAGCUCGAGAGGGGCACUUUGCGAGCCGGAAACGAAAAUUUGAGAAAACAGUGGCUGCUGCAGAGGCAAGUCGAAAAGACAAGGUUUUACUCUGGAGGAAGUUCGCCCGUGGGAAAGGAAAGCAGGCCUGGCCCAAGGUCCACUGCGUGAACUUCGCACAGCUCAAUGGCUGGCUGAAGGCGCGCCGUUUGUCCGACCGCUUUGCCUUGCAGGGCUUGAAGCGAACGGACCUUGCAGAGAUGCACCUUCCUGCGGGGGUCCAGAUCCUUUGGGGAAGCUACAGAAAUGUGACAGCACCAGUGAGUGCUGAGACAUCUGGGUGGCUACCUGCAUAUCAUGGCACUUGGUUCUAUGGACUCUGGAGCAUCCUUCAUCAUGGCAUUUUCCUUGAAUCCACCGAUGAAGGUAGAGGUCAUGAAUUCUCAACACCGGGCGUCUACGUCACACGGCGCUUCGAGACAGCCAGGGAAUACGCGCGGCCGCAUCAGCUCUUUUCGGAUGGGACCUUCUACCGCUGCGUCGUGAAGGUUCGGUAUGACCCUCAAGAAGUGCGGAAACAAAAAUCCAAGGGUGGAGAUCAGGUGGUGGUUCCAAGUUGCGCAGUGGUCAUUGAAGGAGUCUUCUUCUGCGCGAACGAUCCCCCAAUGAAAGGGGAGGAACGCUUUGAAGAUUGGCAAGAUGAACUGGAAGUGAUUCCAUAUGGUAUUGUCCCAACCGCGACGGAGCGCCUUGCAGCCGCGCCGCUGGAGGUCGCGGUGCCAGAGGCGCCUGUGGAGGCGGAGGUCGACGCGGAGGCAGUGCCGUUGUUCUGGCGGGUGGAUCUGCCGGAGGUGUUGAAGGUGCUCUCGCAACCUGGCGUGCUCCCCAGCAACUUUCUACCCGUGGUGAAGCCUUACGUGGCCCUGCUCUACCUGCGUGGCCACCUGCCAGAACACCGCGCGGCAAGCCGUUGCGGCAUGACGCUGCUGCAGUUUCGAAUCGCCAAGCAGGCAUUGGAGAAGCUUCAAGGGAAGCAGGUGGCGGUGAAGAUGACGGAGUUCAUCAUCGAGGAAAACGUGGCCUGCGCCGUGGUGGAGCUCCCCAAAGGCGUGCCAUGCGCCGGCCAGAUUCCGCACCUGACACUGGGCACACGGGAAAACGUGCCGGCGCAGCAUGCAUGCGACGUCUUGGAAGAGAUCCUGAGCCAAGGGCGAACUGAAGGCAUUACUCGGAUCAAAUUGCCCAAAGCCAAGGAGCUGCUAGGCAUUUUGGACAUCGAAACCUCCGACAGCUACGCGGGGAGGAAGUGA
Cladocopium goreaui is the source of this 2112-nucleotide messenger RNA. NCBI's taxonomy places the organism in Eukaryota, Dinophyceae, Suessiales, Symbiodiniaceae. The record is from the annotation of a GenBank genome assembly.